UGGGCCAGCCUGCUGCUGCCCCCGCGGAGGCUCGGGCCAAGGUCACAAUUGAGGCUGAGCUGUCCAGGGCUGAGAGCUGAUUGGCCGAGGGCUCCAUUGUGACGUCACCGCCCAGCCAGUGAAAUUGAGGCGCUCUGGUGGGCUUCAGGCAGAGGAGUCUUGUUUAACACAGCGGCUGCUGUGUCCAACAGCCCUGGCCAGGGUGAAGGCAGGCCGUGGAAUGAGCCACCGCCGCAUGGGGGACCCAGCACUGCUGCCGUCGUGAUUCUCCUCCCAACCUCCGUGGGCUUCCUGGAGCCUCUUCAGCCUGGUGUAGGCUCCCCCUAACCCAGACACUCAAGGUGCCAGGCAAAGACUCUGGAGACUCUGCCUGGACUGGACCCUGUCAGCAGAACCCUGAACAGAGAUGGAGCCUGAUCUGAAUCGUGAGGGAAGCUUCCCGAUCGACCAAGAUCCAAAGAACCCGAACCCCCAAAGCCCCUCUGACAUGGCCUCGUCCUCCGUGAAAGACAGGGUAUAUAGUGGCUCUAAAGGGGACCUGAGUCCCACAGAUAUCCAGGGAGCAGUCCGGGUGGCUCUGGAUUAUGACAAGACAUUUGGAGAAUUCAAGAUUUAUGUGCGUCAGUGCAAGAACCUGGCAGAGACUGAUGGAAGCAAAGGCAGAUCUGACCCGCAUGUCAAAACUUACCUGAUCCCCGACAGCACCCGACUGGGUAAAAGGAAGACGUCUGUGAGGAAAAGGACAGUGAACCCGUCUUUCCAAGAAAUGCUGAAGUACAAGAUUGAGAAAAUGGCCCUGAUAGACCAGAAGCUGAACCUCUCUGUGUGGCACAAUGACCUUCUGGGACAUAAUAUUUUCAUGGGAGAGAUAGAGAUCGACUUGGUCAGCUGGGAUUGGGGCAACCGGAAGCUCAACUGGUACACACUUAGAUCCCACAUAAGGAUAGGACAGGCAGAGUAGGGAAGGCAGGGAAGUGCAGUGAUCAGGGGAGACCUCCUUUGGUCAUCCUCCAUCCACAGACAACUAGACUGUUUUGCCCACACCUUCCUUCCCAGCACGCAGUGUAGCCCUUCAGAUGGCAUGUGCAGCUGAGCCAGGGCAGAAGACAGAGCAGGGAGCACUAUUUCCUGCCUAGGCAGCCAGAAUUCUGGGCUUUUGGGGAGGUGGCCCACUGGCACCAGAACUUUCUUGGCUUCCCCACCCUCCUGCUGACCCAUAUAUAUAUGGAGGCUGAAGCCCACUGAAACCCAAGUCCCUGCCCAAGAUCUUUUCUUCAUGGGAACUCUGAACCCAGCUCCCCUCCCUUUUCUGUGUGCAGUGGAAUGGAUUAAUGAAUGGGGGGGGAAGUAUUAUGACGCCUGGGGUUCCCAGCCCCACUCCUAGGUCAGGACUGUGCACAGCCAUCCUUGAGGCCAUAGGCUUCUUCUCUUCUCUGCCCUCUCAACUGGGAGGGCUGUGGGAGGUGUGAGGUGUGCCAGGGUCCCAGGUGAGCUGCACAUCAAGAACCCAUCCUUGGGAGGAAGCCAGCCAUGGCCUUCAGAUGCUGUUUCCCUCUGUCUAAGAGGCCAAGACACAAAGGACUAAGGCUCAUGCCCUCAGAGGCUAGACUUGCCAAGGGCACCCAGGCAACUAGCUCCUUAGUGUCAGGCCUGGCCCGAGAGCCGUGAUCUCUAGUGGGUGCCCACUGCCCUUUACUGGUCUCCCACAAAGAGUGCUCCCAGGGAGGCCAUGAGCUGUGGCAGGGGGAGAUGAGUCACCACAGAAGCUCUUAGCCUCUCCCCUCUCCUAGCUCUUUCCCAGCCCCGAAGUCCCUGGGCAAUAGCGAAGGCUUGGUGAGAGCUGGGGGAAUUUUGCUCAGUGGUUUGGGAGGGGAAGCCCCCAGCUGUCAGGGAAGUCUGGGAGGGCUUUGGGAAUGUGGCCAAGGAAGUUAAGGCAGGGCAAAUGGCAAGGGGACAGCAAAGGGGGAGCCCCAGGGAAGGCUAGAAAUGCCCCCAUAUCUGGGCUGCUGCUGCUAUGUAGAUGGGCUCCUGGGCACUGCCACUGUCCAGGUUUCAGAACCAGGGUGGUACCUGCCUCCACCUCUCCCCAGUGACCCUCCCUCCUGGCCCCCACCGACUGACUUGUGCUUUCAGAUUCUUUAUGCUCCAACAGACGUGUCUUACAUGAA
Monodelphis domestica (gray short-tailed opossum) is the source of this 2168-nucleotide messenger RNA. Its product is annotated as synaptotagmin-like protein 2. Lineage: Eukaryota; Metazoa; Chordata; Mammalia; Didelphimorphia; Didelphidae. Gene Ontology annotation, cellular component: exocytic vesicle; plasma membrane. The record is from RefSeq and is a predicted model, not a curated record. Gene Ontology annotation, molecular function: neurexin family protein binding. Gene Ontology annotation, biological process: exocytosis.